This is a messenger RNA of Triplophysa rosa, 3515 nucleotides long. RefSeq names its product syntrophin, beta 2 (gene sntb2). The record is from RefSeq and is a predicted model, not a curated record. The coding region runs from base 87 to 1637 and encodes 516 amino acids. Gene Ontology annotation, molecular function: protein binding; structural molecule activity. Lineage: Eukaryota; Metazoa; Chordata; Actinopteri; Cypriniformes; Nemacheilidae. Gene Ontology annotation, cellular component: dystrophin-associated glycoprotein complex; synapse; intracellular anatomical structure. The transcript is spliced from 7 exons.
UCUUCCCCUUCCUUCCUCUGGGGAAACGCGCGUGUAAGUGGGUGUGUCGCGUGACUUUAAACUUUACGAUGAGUUAAAGUUUGAUCAUGGCUGUGUGGACCCGCGCGGACAAACAGGGUCAUCUGGACCUGCUGCUAAGCGACCGCUGGGUUCGAGUCUCCGCCGAACUCACCCGGGACACUCUCAAGCUCACGGCGGAGAGCGAACCGAGUGGGCCCGCGGGCUAUCCCGAGCACAACUUUCACUUAAAAAACGGCGUUUCCAAUGGCAACGAACAGAACCGAGAGAUUUAUCCGAGCCGUGGACAGUACGACAGCCAGGGCCGGGUCAACGGGACAGACUCGGAAUCCAGCUUCCCGGGUUAUUGUGACUCGGAGGGGGUUCGGAUUGUUCGGAUAGUCAAACAGGAGUCGGGUGGACUGGGAAUCAGCAUCAAAGGUGGACGGGAGAACCGUAUGCCCAUCCUCAUUUCGAAGAUCUUUCCCGGUUUAGCGGCGGAUCAGAGUCGAGCAUUGCGCGUCGGUGACGCCAUCCUAUCCGUCAACGGUAGCGACCUCCGCGAAGCCACGCACGAUGCGGCGGUGCAGGCGCUAAAGAAAGCCGGAAAAGAGGUGACGCUGGACGUGAAGUACAUCAGAGAGGUUUCUCCUCUCUUUAAGAAGUCCUCCGUGAGCACAGAGCCGCCCUGGGAGGGCCAUCUUCCGUCUCCAAAACACAGCAGCAGCGAUGAGUCGCCCAAGAGUGGCGUGACCCGUGACAGGAAGAUCAUUCCUCUCAAAAUGAGCUACAUCAGCCGAAACCUUACAAUGCCUGACCUGGAAAACAGGUUGUUGGAGCUUCACUCUCCAGACGGUCAGCACACCGUGGUGUUGAGGUGUAAAGACGGGGCCAGUGCUCACUCCUGGUUCACAGCCAUUCACACAAACAUCGCCGCGCUGCUGCCACAAACGCUCAUUCACAUUAACUCCUUUCUGAGUAACUCUAACACAAACUGCACGCUCAAACACAUCGGCUGGCUGGCGGAGCAGCUUGAUGACAGCAGCCGGCAUCAGUAUAGACGAGUGGUGAUGGCACUAACAGAGAAAGAUAUUCUGCUCUUCCAUUCAGUGCCGUGGACGUAUGAGCACUGGGCCACCCCUCUCCUCACACACCCACUUCUUGCUACACGACUGGUUCACUCCGGCAGCGUUCGCAGCUCUCCGGCUCUGGGUGGAGAUUUGUUUUUUGCCACACGCACAGGCACAGGUCGAGGGAUUGAGUCGCACGUGUUUCGUGUGGAAACACACUGGGAUUUGUCGACGUGGACGCGUGCGCUGGUGCAGGGUGGACAUUCAGCUUCUGAGCUUAUUAAAGAGGUCUCUAUAGGCUGUGUGUUAAACAGACAGAACGUGUGUCUGAUCCUGCAUUAUGACCGAGGUUUCACUGUCACGCGUGAGUCUGGCGAAUCAGUGUUGUUUCACUUUCCCUAUGAGAGACUAAAGAUGUCUGCAGAUGAUGGAGUCAGAAAUCUCUACCUGGACUUCGGUACUCCAGAGGGGGAGAUGGUUUUUGAGCUUCACUCGGGGCCAAAGCCAGUGGUCUUCGUGCUUCAUUCGUUUCUUUCGGCCAAACUGGCCCGUUUGGGUCUACUCACGUAAAGAUCAACAGGAAAUGUUAUCGGCUUGAAGAGCCAUUCACAAAUUUCCUCAAGCAGUGUUUUAUAGUUCUGCUUCUCUGUCAGCUGAAUAGCUAAACACAAUUAUUGAGAGGUAUGUAAGCAUAUCCAAUCAUCCUCAGAUCAGGAUCACCAUGUUGUGCCUUCUCAUCUAUAGUAAACAAACUUUUGCUAAAAUUUUCUAGGCUUAAAGCCACAGUAAAGCUUUGCAGAGUAAUCAAAAUCAAAAUAUUAUUCUUGUAUUAUCUAUGUAAGGGCAGUUUUACACAUAUGUAGCACACCUGCCUAUUUACAUAUUGUAUGAUUUGCAUGGCAAAGACUGUUAUGUCAUAAUAUGACUUUAUGUAUAUGCAUCAUUGGAUUAUAGCCGUAACAGAGAGACGUACACAUGGAGUGAAUGAAGCUUUAAGAAAACAUUCCCUCAUAAAUGACCAAAAAUGUAGCUUCCCAAAGUUAAACAUCCAAUCUUUUUUGUUUAGAGUUAUUUUAAUUUUUAUAAUCAAUAUUUAUAACCUUCUAAAGUAUAGGAAUGUUGUAUAUCUGUUACUACACACAAGAACUUUAUGUCCUGACCAGCUUUAAGCCUUGAUUUAGUUCACAUGAAUAUUCUGCCUGUUUUUCGGUAUUAGAUUAGUUUGUGUUAGCACUGAUACAGGAUCUGCUCUGUUAAGGCAAAUUCACUGGACUUCAGUAUCAUGUAUAUCAAUUAUAAUGUAACUAUAUAUACACAGUACUUCAUUAGUAAUACAGCAUUUUAUUUAUUGCAUGCAGUGCAGUUACACAAUUUAUUGCAGUUUAUGAAGAGUUUUAGCGUAUCUCAGGUAGUAGGUAUCACAUUCACUAUCACUUGUCAUAGUUACGUCUUGAAUGGGGUUGUUGUGGUAAUGUGGAGAUGGUGUAUCAUUUUAUUCUACCCUUGGUGAGUCUGCCUAUUUGUUUUGUCUGUUUAACCAUUGUGGUACAACCGAAGUCAUUCCAUUGUAGGUCUCAUCAUGCACAUUGAAGGGAGAAAAAAGGUUUUGUUAGAAACAGUUGGGUAAAAAUAAAUGGGAGACGAUACAAACAGCAUUCCCUCUUGAGUGUGAGCACUGCACAACAACAAUUUCAUCAGCAAUAUUAAGAAUAAGAGGAAUAUGUCUUUAUUUGUGCAUAAUGCAACUACACAAUAUGGCUAGUUUAAUACCAUUCAAAAACUGUACUGUACGUGUACAAGUACACAUUUUACUUACAAACUUCAAGCGCUCUUAAACAUUUGUAUUGUAUAUACUAACCUGCAUAUAGUUUUUUUAUGUGCAUGGAUGCUGUCAGUGUUUAAGGUCUUCAUUAGAAUUAAUUAUGUGAUGCUUUGGCAUAUCAUAUUAUUGAUAUUUGAUUUACUCUGUUAUGCUGAUAUCUCAGUUCCCAUGUUACAUUUAUGUUUAUUUCUCAUAUAGGACAAAUUUUCUUCCUGAAGACCCAUUGUGUUUUAGAAACUUAUUUUCUAAAGGAAAAAAAACUUUUAGAUUAAUUGCACUUAUAUAAGUGAGAUGUUUGAAUAUGUCAGCCUGAUGUCUUACAUGAUCAAUGCUUCAGACUGAAUGUACUUUAUAGAUACAUGCCUCAUUUUAUGAAUAUUGUUAUUAUUAUCAUCACUUUGUCUUUAUUAUUAGCUUAAUUCUUACUUUUGAAGAUCAAGUCAAUAGUUUAAACCAAAGUUCAUUUGUGGCAGCUUGCGAUACACAAUCAUAUCUUGCAAAUAUUUGUGAUUACUCUCACAGCCUUUAACCUGCAGCUAUGCAGUAUGUCUGUAUGUGAAUAUCACAAAAAAAUAAAGCAUGUGUUUAUUAAGUCUAUGAGAUCAGUUUUAUGUAAUGAUUAUUCU